UAGUGAACCGCUGACUGAAUCAUCUUGCGCUACCAGUUUAUUCGGGUAUAACGACGAACCUUUUGGACUAAUCACGUGGUGUAAUAUCUUCCUUUCUUCUCAGAACCAAGAAGAAUACGCCGCAAAAUGGAGGGUCGUGAAGCUAGGGAGCCGGAACAGCUCAGGAAGCUAUUCAUUGGGGGCCUGAGUUUUGAAACCACUGAGGAAAGCUUAAGGCUCCAUUUUGAGCAAUGGGGCAAACUCACAGAUAGUGUGGUGAUGCGCGAUCCAAACAACAAGCGCUCGAGAGGGUUCGGCUUUGUAACAUACUCCUGUGUGGAGGAGGUAGACGCUUGCAUGGCUGCUCGCCCUCAUAAAGUGGACGGGCGUGUUGUUGAACCCAAAAGGGCUGUGUCCAGAGAGGACUCCAAUAGGCCGGGUGCCCAUCUGUCUGUAAAGAAGAUCUUUGUUGGAGGCAUCAAGGAGGACACAGAGGAGCACCACAUCAGAGAGUACUUUGAGCGCUAUGGGCGGAUUGAGUCUAUUGACAUCAUGGAGGAACGUGCAACUGGGAAGAAGAGGGGCUUCUGCUUUGUUUCCUUUGAUGACAAUGACACUGUGGAUAAAAUUGUUGCUCAAAAAUACCACACAAUAAACUCUCACAACUGCGAAGUCAGAAAAGCACUUUCGAAACAGGAAAUGAUGGAGGCAUCCAAUCAGAGAAAUCGAGGUGGUGGCUCUGGAAACUUCAUGGGUCGAGGCGGCAACUUUGGCGGUGGCAACUUUGGACGUGGAGGCUAUGGUGGAGGAAGAGGUGGCUAUGGAGGAGGGGAUGGAUACAAUGGAGAUGGUGGGAACUACGGCGGGGGACCUGGCUACGGAGGGGGGCGUGGUGGCGGGUAUGGGGGAGGAGGUCCUGGAUAUGGCAACCAGGGAGGCGGAGGCUUCGGGGGAGGGUAUGACAACUACAAUGACCGAGGCAAUUUCGGAGGGAACUUCGGCGGCGGUGGCGGUGGUGGAGGUGGAAAUUACAAUGACUUUGGGAACUACGGAGGACAGCAGUCCAACUAUGGGCCCAUGAAGGGAAACAACUUUGGGGGCAGAAACUCUGGCAGUCCCUACGGAGGCGGUUAUGGUUCAGGCGGUGGAAGUGGGGGUGGCUAUGGCUCUCGGCGAUAUUGAUACUAUGAUGCCAGGGCAUCAGUUCUUAGCAGGAGAGGAGAUGAGCAAGGAUUGGUCAGGAAAGCUGCAGGUUACUGUACUUUUAGGCAGUCGUCUGAAAGCAUUUAGAGGAACAGAACUCAGAAAGUUACUGCAGCGUAACGGGAGACUAUUCCUAACAAAAAGACUACACACAAGCUACACAGAGUGUAGCUCGUGUCUUCCCUUAUUUUUGGUAGAUGUUCUACACUUUAUAAUUUUUCUUUUUGUGCAUCUGAAGUGUAUUAUGUAUUGUUGUGCCUGUGGAAUCAGGAGUGAAAUGAAAAAGAAUAAUUUCUAACUCAAGUCAGUUUUAAAUGGUCCUGAAUUAACUUUGCCGUAGAUUGAUAGAUUUUUCUCUGGUCUUCUCAUUUUUGUUGUUUUUGAAGAACGUGGUUCUGUCAAGGGCAUAGAUGCAUUUAGGCCCUGAAAUUAGCAGUAGCUGUCCUUUUUUCUUUUUCUUUGAAGUUAAUAUGAUUGCAAGUCUCCGUAUCAAGUGUAAUAUGAUUUUGUAUUUCAAGAACAGUAUGUAUUUCAUUAAUUCCAUUAGUGUAACAAGUGGUCAUAAGUAGUGCAGACAAUUUGAGGAAAUGUGUUUUACACUACUUGUAUGCCGUAUACAGAAUUCUAGAUUGUUAAAAUAUUUUGACAAGUGGAAAAAAAAAAGUUAAAUAAACUUGUGUAGUAAAGUA
Molecule: messenger RNA, 1871 nt
Organism: Esox lucius (northern pike)
Lineage: Eukaryota; Metazoa; Chordata; Actinopteri; Esociformes; Esocidae
Gene: hnrnpa3
Product: heterogeneous nuclear ribonucleoprotein A3
Exons: 11
Coding region: 127-1161 (344 amino acids)
Molecular function (GO): RNA binding
Source: RefSeq, a predicted model, not a curated record